This is a messenger RNA of Oncorhynchus nerka (sockeye salmon), 8277 nucleotides long. RefSeq names its product host cell factor 1-like. NCBI's taxonomy places the organism in Eukaryota, Metazoa, Chordata, Actinopteri, Salmoniformes, Salmonidae. The transcript has 27 exons. Gene Ontology annotation, biological process: regulation of DNA-templated transcription; chromatin remodeling. Gene Ontology annotation, molecular function: transcription coactivator activity; protein binding. The record is from RefSeq and is a predicted model, not a curated record. Bases 535 to 5673 code for a protein of 1712 amino acids. Gene Ontology annotation, cellular component: histone methyltransferase complex.
CGGGUUUCUAAUUGAUGUGUUGUGAAAGUUUCAGAUUUCACGUGGUAUUGUGCAUCUGAGAAAUUAUAUUCGAUUCCACUUGAAAGAUGUAUACAAUUGUAAUGCAAAGCAGAAGCGGCGAUAGAUUGAAUGAAUGUGACAAAUAUGGCGACUCCCAGAGAAGCGUGAAAAUCGCAAUCCACAAACGGGUCUAAUUGCAAAUGCUUUUCGUGUAUUAUUAGUGGUACACUUGAUCCACAUAUUUAGUAAUAUGACUGUAGUGGGAUAUGGCUAGUACACCUGCUUGUUGAAGCAGUAGGUUAAAGCUUAAUUUAACACACGUAUGUCUUUCAUUUGUCUUCUCUUCCGCCAUUUUUCAGGCUGGCGGAGGUUUGUUUGGUUGUUAUACAAGAUGGCGGCUCCCAUAGUGGCACUUUAGGGUUGCUUCAAAGCUUUAACUGCAAGAUGCAAACGCAUAAAACAAUUCUAAGGACGCGCAAUAUAACUUCUAUGCUUUGAGUUGUGAUGUCGAAUACAUUUUAUCUUUAGAAGGACAUGACUGGUUCAGCUCUACAGCCACGAUGGAAGCGGGUACUGGGAUGGUCUGGCCCUGUCCCUCGGCCCAGACAUGGUCACAGAGCCGUUGCUAUAAAGGAAUUGAUGGUUGUUUUUGGAGGAGGAAAUGAAGGAAUUGUGGAUGAGUUGCAUGUCUACAACACAGCAACAAACCAAUGGUUUAUCCCUGCGGUUCGUGGUGAUAUUCCCCCUGGAUGUGCUGCAUAUGGUUUUGUUUGUGAUGGCACCCGGCUUCUGGUGUUUGGUGGAAUGGUGGAAUAUGGAAAAUACAGCAAUGAUCUCUAUGAGCUACAGGCCAGCAGAUGGGAAUGGAAAAAGUUGAAAGCUAAGACUCCCAAAAAUGGCCCACCUCCCUGUCCUCGACUUGGCCACAGUUUCUCGCUGGUGGGUAACAAGUGCUACUUGUUUGGAGGACUGGCUAAUGACAGCGAGGACCCCAAAAACAACAUCCCCAGAUACCUGAAUGAUCUGUACACCCUGGAGCUUCGUGCUGGCUCCAGUGUUGUGGGCUGGGAUAUACCAAUUACUUAUGGUGUUUUGCCACCUCCUCGCGAGAGCCACACUGCCGUAGUGUACACAGAAAAGGACAGCAAGAAAUCUCGCCUGAUCAUCUAUGGAGGGAUGAGUGGCUGUCGUCUGGGAGAUCUAUGGACACUUGACAUCGACACCCUGACCUGGACUAAGCCAUCAGUGAAUGGCACAGCACCUCUGCCCAGGAGUCUUCACUCUGCCACCACCAUCACAAACAAGAUGUUUGUGUUUGGGGGGUGGGUUCCCCUGGUUAUGGAUGAUGUGAAGGUGGCCACACAUGAGAAGGAAUGGAAGUGCACAAACACACUGGCCUGCCUAAAUCUUGACUCCAUGGCCUGGGAAUCAGUGGUGAUGGAUACUCUGGAGGACAAUAUCCCAAGGGCCCGGGCAGGACAUUGCUCGGUGGCCAUCAACUCUAGGUUGUAUGUCUGGAGUGGCCGUGACGGUUACCGUAAAGCAUGGAACAACCAAGUCUGCUGUAAAGACCUCUGGUACCUUGAAACAGAGAGGCCACACGCUCCCUCGAGAGUGCAGCUAGUCCGUGCCAACACCAACUCCCUGGAGGUAAGCUGGGGCGCUGUGUCCACUGCAGACACCUAUCUGCUGCAGCUACAAAAGUACGACAUUCCUGCUGCCACUGCUGUGACCUCGCCGGCCCUCAAUGCCGCCACCUCUCUGCAAGGGAACUUGCCUAAGGGCCCAGCCACAGCUGCUCCCUCUGCUCAGAACCUACCACACACAGGUAUCACUAUUGUGCCCCAGGCUUCUUCCCCUACAAUCCUUCCCAACAUUCCCAGAAGCCCGCUGGCUGCCUCCACAGCUCAUGGGCCAGCUAUCUUGAAGGUUGCAGCGCCUCCGUCUGGCACGGGUACCUCCCUUGUCACUGUGCGACCCAACCAGGCUGGGAAAUCCCCUGUCACACUUCUUCCAGGAGUUCGCAUGGUUGUUCCUGCCCAGACCACCCAAGGAACACCAGUCGGCAGCAGCCCUCAGAUGAGUGGCAUGGCAGCUUUGGCUGCAGCUGCAGCAGCCACACAGAAGAUCCCACCCUCUUCAAGCACUGUACUCAACAUUCCAGCAGGUGCUACCCUUGUCAAAACCAUGGCUGGCUCCACCACAGUCAAAAUGGCAUCUCCUCUCAUGGUUAGUAACCCAGCCACUCGCAUGCUGAAGACAGCUGCAGCUCAGGUGGGCACAGCGACCGUAUCGUCACCCAACACGCCCAACAGACCUAUCAUCACUGUGCACAAGUCGGGCACGGUUACCGUAGCCCAGCAACACCAGGUGGUUACCACCAUGGUGGGAGGAGUCACCAAGACCAUCACCCUGGUCAAGAGCCCCCUCACAAUGGGAGGCAGCGGCACUUUGCAGAUCUCCAACCUUGGCAAGAUGAUGUCUGUGGUACAAACCAAUCCAGUGCAGACAUCGGCUGUUACAGGCCAGGCUUCCACUAACCCUCUCACACAGCUCAUACAGACCAAGGGUUCUCUCCCUGCCGGCACCAUACUGAAGCUGGUGACCUCAGCGGACGGCAAGCCCACCACCAUCAUCACCACAUCCCAGGCGGGAGGAACCGGGAACAAACCCACCAUCCUGAACAUCAGCGGCAUGUCACCCACCAUAACCAAACAGGGUACCACCAUCAUCAAGACCAUCCCUAUGUCUGCUAUUAUGACCCAGCCUGGAGCCACAGUGACCAGCAGCACAGGGAAGACGCCCUAUACCAUCAUCAGCACCAAGAUGAUGACCACUGGCACUCCAGGCAAAAUCAUCACUACCAUGCCCAAGCUUGGCACUGCAACUGGCCAGCAAGGGCUGACACAGGUGGUUUUGAAGGGAGCCCCGGGCCAACCUGGCACCAUUCUGCGCACUGUACCGAUGGGUGGAGUCAGACUCGUCACCCCGGUCACGAUGUCUUCUGUCAAGCCCAAUAUAACUACACUGGUCGUCAAGGGAACAACUGGUGUCACCACCCUGGGGACUGUCACAGGGACAGUCUCCUCCAGUCUGGCAGGGAGCAUUGUAGCCAGUGCCAAUGCCUCUCUGGCAACUCCAAUCACCACCCUUGGCACCAUCGCCACCCUGUCCAGCCAAGUUAUCAACCCCACUGCCAUCACUGUGUCAGCAGCCCAGACCAGUCUGACCACAGCUACUACCCUUUCCGCUUCCACCACGUCAGCAAACCAGCCUACCCAGGUGACUCUCAUCACCACCCCCAGCGGGGUUGAGGCCCAGCCAGUGCAGGACCUGCCUGUGUCCUUCCUGGCCUCCCCCACCUCUGAGCAGCCCUCUUCCACUGAGGUCGGGGAUGUCCCUGGCACUGUCACCAUGGUCUGCUCCAACCCCCCCUGUGAGACCCACGAAACAGGAACCACCAACACCGCAACCACAGCCUCCUCCGAUAUAGGUGGGGUGCAGAGGGUCUGCUCCAACCCCCCCUGUGAGACCCACGAGACGGGCACCACCAACACCACAACGACCGCCUCCACCAACAUGGGCGGGGCAAUGAGGGUGUGUACAAGCCCUCCAUCAGAGAACCACGAGAUGGGCACCACUAACACCUCAACCAUCACCCACUCCAUCAUGGGGUCUAACCAAAUGGGCACUGUCCAGAGUAGCUCAUCUUCUCACCCCCCAUCUCUGUCCUCUCCUCCUCAGACGACCACCUCUUCUUCCCUCGGAACAGCCACAGGCAACCAGGGACCAGAGAACCUGAGCACCGGCACCACAUUCGCCCCCACCACGGCAUGCUCCAACAUGGGCUCAGCCCAAACCGGAACUGUGCAGAGUCCCAAGCCAGCCGUGGGCUCUACGAUGUGCUUAAACCCACCCUGCGAGACACAUGAAACGGGCACAACCAACACUGCCACUCAGUCCUUGUCCAGCAUGGGUAAUGGGCAGACUGGCACUGUACAGAGGGUGUGCUCAAACCCACCCUGCGAGACUCACGAAACUGGGACCACCAGCACCCCGUCCCAGGCCAGCUCAAACAUGGCCGGGAACCAGACGGGGACGGCGCAGAGGGUGUGUUCCAACCCCCCCUGUGAAACCCACGAGACUGGCACCACCAACACGGCAACUACUGCCACAGCAGAUGGAGCAGACAGUGCCACCAGCAGUACAGAGACUCCUUCCACCACUGCAUCAGAAACAACCCCAGCCACCAUCCAGAGCAGAGCCAUCACUACUGUGACUCAGUCCACACCAGCCCCGGGGCCCUCAGUACCUUCCAUUUUGUCGAUCACUGAGGAUGCUGCGGGUUCCACAGAAGAGCCCAUGCAGACAGACGCGGCCACGGAGGGGGGAGAGACCGCUAUGGAGACUGGGCUGUCCCCAGAGCUGUCAGAGGGACAGAUGGGGACAGGUCUGUCUGCAGAGGAGCUGGCUGUGACCGCAGCGGCGGAGGCAGCGGCGCAGGCUGCAGCCACAGAGGAGGCCCAGGCCCUGGCCAUUCAGGCAGUCCUCCAGGCAGCACAGCAGGCAGUCAUGAACGAGGGUAAUUCUGGCUCGACCGGACAGCAGGCCAUCACAAUCCCCAUCGUCCUGACCCAGCAGGAGUUGGCAGCCCUGGUCCAGCAGCAGCACCAGCUCCAGGAGGCUCAGGCCCAGGCCCAGGCUCUGGCCCAGCAGCAAGGAAAUGCCCAGGCCCUACCCACUGAGGGCCUUGCCCCCGCAGACAGCCUCAACGACCCUGCGUCUGAGAGCAACGGACACCCCGAGAUGGCUGCAGCUGUCUCCAGCGCUGUGGCAUCACUGCUGCCGCGCACAUCCACUGAGACCCUGGCCCCCUCAAGCACAUUUUCUGUUGCCAGUCCAGCCAAGCUGCAAGCUGCUGUAGCAGAGGUGGCCAAUGGCAUUGAGGGUGGGAAGCUAAACCCUCAACCAGCCCCUAUCAAGACUCUUGUAAAAAAAGAGAACCAGUGGUUUGACGUUGGCAUUGUCAAGGUGACAAACAUGGUGGUUACGCACUUCAUCCCAGAGGACGAUUCUCAAGUGGAGGAUGACUCGGGUGCCAUCCCAGACCAUAACCAGAUGAAGAAAAUGGAGCUGCAGCCUGGCACAGCCUACAAGUUCCGUGUCGCUGGUAUCAACGCUUGUGGUCGUGGUUUCUUCUCAGAGAUAUCUGCUUUUAAGACCUGUUUACCAGGCUUCCCUGGAGCACCUUGUGCCAUCAAAAUCAGCAAGAGCCCAGAUGGUGCCCACCUCACCUGGGAGCCUCCCUCUGUGACAUCAGGGAAGAUAAUUGAGUACUCUGUGUACCUGGCCAUCCAGAGCACCCAGACAGCUGAGCCCAAAGCCUCCACCCCAGCCCAGCUGGCCUUCAUGCGGGUGUACUGUGGGCCCAACCCCUCCUGCUUGGUGCAGUCCUCCAGCCUCUCCAAUGCCCACAUAGACUAUACCACCAAGCCCGCCAUCAUCUUCCGCAUAGCUGCGCGCAACGAGAAGGGCUACGGCCCUGCCACACAAGUCCGAUGGCUGCAAGAGUCCAGCAAAGAUGGAGCCUCGGCAAAACUUGCCCCAAAAAGACCAGUUUCCUCGCCUGAUGCUAAGGCUGCUGGUCAAAAGAAAGCAAGAACGGACCCGUGAGAUUGCACAGAUGACACCCCCCGCUGUCCUUUUUGACCAGGAAGACUGAUCCCUCCAUCCUCAUCCUGACUUCACCCCAUUCUCAAGUUAACCUACAUCCAGCCAGCAACAUAAACAAAAUGGCAGCAGAAACCCUAGAUGGAAGUCAAUAAGAGAUAUGGUUCUGUAGGCAAGACCCUUUUUCUAUUUGUCCCACUAUUUCUAGAGCAACACAUUUUUAAAAAAAGCACGUUAUAGCUUUUACUUCAUAACUUUUUUUUAGUUUUUUCUCUCUCUAGCUACUUUUAUUAUACAUCUUUUUGGCUACUUUCAGUAGUUCAACAAUUGUAGAGAAACAUUUACAGCUUCACAAGCUGUGAGCCGGCCUGAGCUUAAUGUUCUUUUUUUGGUGGGGAGGGGGUUGUAAGUGAGACUACACGAGCUUAUGUACAGUUUGAGGAUGUGCUGAACAAGAGGCAGUGGUGGUGUUAGUUUAGAUGGGAGGAACAAUCAAAAUGGAGAAAACAAACAAAAGGGGUUAUUUUUCCCUCAAGGAGAAAUGUGCUUAAUUUAAGAAACCAAUCGAUUCUGAUAUCAUACUGGAUUCCAGUCUCCUAGUAAUCUCAUCAGUGUGCUUUUCCCCUGAGAUGAGAACUGAGGUCUGAUGCUAUAUGAAGAGGACAACGAAUCGAAUGACGAAGGAAAACAUAUGUAGUGAGACCGACUUUUCUAGGACUGAAACUUGCAGCAUACACACACAUCUUGCAAAAAUCUUCCCCAGAAAUUAGCAAGCACUGAUGCAGAAGAUAUUUGUGUAGUUUAUUUUUGUAUUUUUUUAAGCUUUUCAUUGUCACUGCAUUUUUAAAACGUCAACUCCUUUAUUUUGUUGUGUGUUUACUAUUGUUCGUCUCCAUUGUUUUCAAGUGUUGGUGGGAAGACGGGUGGCAGUGCUGAAGUAGCCACUAUAUUUUUAAAAUCCUGGUUCGAUCAGUUGUAUGUUGUAUCAGAGGGUAUGAAAAAUAAAAGACUUUUGUAUUUGUUCUGACUAGGUCCCCAGAUGUAAUAGGACUGAAGGGAAUUUGAAACAGACCCAGGGAGAGGAGUGCUUUUUACUUUGUUUACCACAUCUUUCAAUGCUUGUAUCACUGUGUGUAUGCCAAACAUGGAAAAUUAAUGAAGAAAAAUCUGAUCAGUUGUCAUACUCCUUCCCCCUUCCCGCACAUUUAUUUUAGAACGGGUAUCCUUAACUGGCGGCCCACGUUUAGCGCCCCCCCCCCCAAAAGAGUAUAUUUUUGUUGUUGGACAUAAUACUGUAAAAACAUCAGGAAAUCAGCUCCAAAUGAUUUUUAAUUUAGGAAAUCUGUUCCGAAGUAUUUCCAUGCAUAAUAGAGAUGUGAUUGUAUACACAUGUAGCAAGGUUUGAAAUGAUUGUUUUAGUCAUAUCUGGUUGGGCUUCUUUCGGUCAAUUUGCAGUCUACACAUUUUUUUGUAAUUAUAUUCCGGCCUCGCGACCAACCACUCAAGAAAAAAAUUCAGCCUGCGGCUUAAUCGAGUUGGUGAUCCUUGUGUUAGACAGAAAAAUUAUAGUGGUAGAUUUUCUUUCCUUAAACUGUUAGGAACCACCAAAUCCAAUUUACAUGUCUUUUUUAGGCUCUUAUUUGAACAACUAUAGAGGUGAGGUGUGCAAGUUAAUUGUGAAAAGUAUACCUUUAAAUUGGGAUGUUUUGGUGGGAAGGAAGAAGCAUAGCCAGAGUUUGGACUCGCUUGUAAAUUAGUUGUACCAGAGCAAGAAUAAAGUAACAUCUUGGCAUUUUUAUAUAAUUACCUGUACCAAAAUGUUUUUACAUGUUGGUCAUCUCUCACUUGCCUUUUGUGUCUAGACUUGUAAAAGAAACUCCCUGAUUCAAUUGCUAUGACUUGCAUUUAUUUAACAGAUUUGCUUGUCUGAAACGCAGCAAGGUUCAUUACCGAAACAUUUGUCUUCAGGAUAAAUCACACAGAGUUUUAUAAAGAGGGAAAUCUUGGAGUGGACAUGACUGUAUUCAGUAGUUUGUGAAAUAAAGAGUUUUCAGAAUGGAAAUGACCAGAGAACAAGUGAAGUCAGGGGAGAAUGUGUUACCUCUUGAGAUUGUAGUACUUGCAUCUUGGUUUAAUUUCUUCUCUGGGCAUCACCUUAGUCUCCAGAUUAUCCUGAUUUAUUUCUAUAAUGAAACCACUGUUUCAUAUACAUCCAUGAUUUUGUACGUGUCAGUGUCUGUUGAGCAAAGCUAUACAUGCAUGCAACCAGUGUAUUUUAGUAGUAAAAGCCUUGAGUUUGACCAUAAGCUGAAGGAUCUAAAAAAAAAUGUUUUUACAUUUAAUGAGUUUGUUCCUUUCAUGUGGUAUACAAAUGUGUCCUUUUCUUUCACAGUACCUUUACCGGGUCACUAUUUUUGCACAGUGCCGAGGUCUUUCAGAACUUUACCUCCCGCAGUGGGGCAGGUGCUGGUCUUAGCACUGACACUUGUGAGUUUCUUCCAGCUGUUUGCAGGUUAUCUGGAAUUGUCCUGUAUUUCCCGAUGUGUGUUUUUUGUACUGUAGGGAGUAAUGUAUCUUUUAACAUCAAAAUAAACAUGUUAAACAUCA